Messenger RNA from Megalobrama amblycephala (Wuchang bream), 1653 nucleotides. Its product is annotated as olfactory receptor 52J3-like. Bases 237 to 1175 code for a protein of 312 amino acids. NCBI's taxonomy places the organism in Eukaryota, Metazoa, Chordata, Actinopteri, Cypriniformes, Xenocyprididae. The record is from RefSeq and is a predicted model, not a curated record. The transcript has 2 exons. Gene Ontology annotation, cellular component: membrane. Gene Ontology annotation, molecular function: olfactory receptor activity; G protein-coupled receptor activity. Gene Ontology annotation, biological process: G protein-coupled receptor signaling pathway.
GGAUGAUCACUUAAGGUCACUAAAUACCACAAGUGCUGCUUUUGAGGCAUUAGCAAGAUUGUACCCUAACUAAAAUGAUCCUGAAUAUGGCAAGAAGAAAGUAUUUAACAGAUAAAUGUUAAAUGCCAACUUCCCAUAAGUUCUGGCAAGACUUUCACUACUGUCACUGUUAUUGAUAUAAUUAACAGAUUGUUUAUGCUGGUUUGUAUAGGCCAUAAAUAGUGAGAACUUUCACCAUGUAUCUAAAUGAGUCUGUCUUCUCACUGGUCUUGACUUUGCACUCUUUGGAACUGCCUGAGACAAACAUUUACCCUGCAUUGAUAUUUGGAGUAGUAACAUACCUGUUUAUCUUACUCUGCAAUCUAACAAUUAUUAUUACAAUUUGCUUGAACAGGAAUCUUCACAAACCAAUGUACAUAUUGUUGCUUAACCUGCCUAUCAAUGAUGCAAUGGGGGCUACAAGCCUUUUUCCUCAGCUGCUGUAUAGUAUAUGGUCUCAGGACAGAUCAAUAUCCUACUCUGCAUGUUUGCUUCAAGGCUUUUUUGUACACCUGAAUGGUGGAGCAUCUUAUCUUAUUCUUACUGCUAUGGCCUAUGACAGAUUUAUCGCUAUCUGCUGCCCGUUAAGAUAUGGAGCCAUUAUGACAACCAAUAACUUGGUGAAAAUCAUAACUGGGUUGUGGCUUUUUAAUUUUGCUGCUAUAAUUGUACUUUUCUGUCUUCUAAUACCUUACAGGAUUUGCCAGACACACAUGACAGACCUUGUCUGCUAUAAGACAGCAUUAAUGAAACUCUUAUGCGAUGGCACAGAGGUGAACAAUAUCUAUGGGUUGUGUUGCAUAAUUUUUUACCACGGCCUUUCACUUUCUGUUGUGGCAUUUACAUACAUUCAUAUACUAAUCACAUGUGUUUCUAAUAAGCAAUCUGAUGCAAAGAUUAAGGCACUUCAGACAUGUGGUACUCAUUUGGUCGUCUUUCUUUUCUUAGAGUUUAACACUCUUUUUCCUCUUCUUGCACAUCGAUCUGAGAGUGUUCCAGCUCACCUACGCAGAGUGUUUUCUAUCUCCAAUUUUAUCUUUCCUCCUCUUGUGAAUCCACUUGUCUAUGGUUUUAAAACUAAAGAGAUCAGACAGAAAAUUCUCACCUGUUUCAAAAACAAAAUAAGCAGUGUCUGAAUUAAACGUCUCCUUGUGUGAAAAUAUUGUGAUAUCAUGUGUAAAUUUUCUGUGACAAAAGCUGACAGCUUAUUAUGUUGUUACCUAUAAUAAUUCAAAAACAUUUUGACAGACGCCCUUGAAGAAAGUCUUUUUUUACAGGGAUAUUUGCUUCAAAAAUAGGAUAAAGUGAGUAGUAUUCAGCUGGUCACAUGAUGAUACCAUCAGGGGAUGACCUGCCUUAUGUAAGAUAAAAGCUUUUUCUAGACUAUACUGAUAUAACUGGAGUGCUCAUGUGUGAGUACAUAAUUUUAAACAUAUUUGUAUUUGUUAAUUGUUGUAAAUGUACAUUUUAUAGAGAAAUGAUCAUAUUUUUUUUCUUUUAGUAAUGCUUUGUUUUCUACUAUUGAAAUCACUAACAGCAACUUGUAAACUAUUCAUUGCCACAGAUGACUACCAUAAGUUCACACACACAUUAAAGGGUUAGUUCACCUAAAAA